AUGUCUUGCAGCUGUGGAUCAAGUUGCGGCUGCGGCUCAAACUGCAACUGCGGCAAGAUGUACCCUGACUUGGAGGAGAAGAGCGGCGCCACCGUGCAGGCCACCGCCGUCGUCCUCGGCUUCGGGCCCGCUAAGGUGCAGUUCGAGGAGACCGCCGAGUUUGGUGAGGCCGGCCACGGAUGCAGCUGCGGUGCUAGCUGCAAGUGCAACCCUUGCAACUGCUAA
Triticum aestivum (bread wheat) is the source of this 225-nucleotide messenger RNA. RefSeq names its product metallothionein-like protein 1. The record is from RefSeq and is a predicted model, not a curated record. Bases 1 to 225 code for a protein of 74 amino acids. Lineage: Eukaryota; Viridiplantae; Streptophyta; Magnoliopsida; Poales; Poaceae. Gene Ontology annotation, molecular function: metal ion binding. The transcript is spliced from 2 exons.